AUGAAAUAUUCAAUAUUUUUAAUUUCCAUGAUAAUUGUGGUUGCAAGCUCAACCAGUUGUCAAGUAGACUAUCAGUGUGGUAAUGUGCCAUACUCUCUGUGCUUCAAGAACUUCAAUAUGCUUCCGGGUAUCGGUAGAGAUACCUCUGGUAAUAUCGUACUGCUUGGUAACUUUAAUUCGUCGAGUCAAGGUCUCAAUUAUAUUGCUACUCUACCGGCAGCUGGUGGAUCGAUCACACCUGGCUAUGCCAUUACCACCGACGCCAACUCUGGUUCUGGCUACAGCAAGUCCACUCAACUCUACACCUUUGUCACAUCAUUGAAUCAACCAUACAUUGCCGUCCAGAAGAACAACGCUCCAUAUACUGGACCCUACUUCCAGAACGGUACAUUCAAUGGUGUAUGGGCAUUGAAGGGCUACACUCUCGGUCUUGGUUUCGACGAUAUCAACAAGCGAACCUACUACUGCGAUGGAAACGUUCAUCGUAUCGACAAGAUCGUCUUGACCGAGCAAGAGCGUUUCCAAGGUGCAAUGGAUCUCUACGCCGGCCAGAACUGUAACUUUAUCGGUGCUGUCGGCAACGAUCUCUAUAUGGCCUUGAUAAACUACAACGACAACGGUACCACCACUACAGUCUACAAGGGUAGCAUUUCAUGCGCCAAUUGUCCAGCUAGUUCACUCACCAAGGUAGCAACACUCAACUUCCAAGCCAGUGGAUUCUCUUUGUCUGCCACUCAUAUGUACUUCAGUGCUGCACCAGGUUAUCUUACUCCGAAUGCCGGUCUUAUUCAGCUGCCUUUGAGUGGUGAUAUGAUUGCCUUGAGAUACAUUGUCAGUGAGCCAGUCGGUAGAUUCGUAUUCGAUCAAUCCGGUGAUUGGAUCUACUACCAAACCGCUGAUCUCGCAACCAUCAAAAAGGUAGGUCCAAUCUCUGCCAAUCAUCCACAAGUAUCUGUUCUGUAUGACCGUUCAAACCCAGGUUCCAGUGGUAACUGUGGUUGUACCGGUGGAAUGCAAGGUGCUCAAUGUCAAACCUGUUCAGGUCAAAUUCAAUGGGUCAAUUCAUUCCCUCAAUGUAUCGCUGUAUCCAACGGAAAUCCAGCUACUUGUCAAGCUGACUAUCAAUGUGCGAACCUUCCAUACACUUCCUGCCAAUACGCAACAUGUCAAUGUGUAAAUGGAUUCACCGGUGCCCAAUGUCAAACUUGCACUGGAACAGUAACCUGGAAUAAUGGAGUUCCAACUUGCAAAUAUAAUUAA
Messenger RNA from Heterostelium album PN500, 1260 nucleotides. RefSeq names its product EGF-like domain-containing protein (gene sigK). The transcript has a single exon. Lineage: Eukaryota; Evosea; Eumycetozoa; Acytosteliales; Acytosteliaceae. Bases 1 to 1260 code for a protein of 419 amino acids. The record is from RefSeq and is a predicted model, not a curated record.